This is a messenger RNA of Penicillium argentinense, 1176 nucleotides long. RefSeq names its product putative GPI anchored protein. Gene Ontology annotation, cellular component: periplasmic space. The coding region runs from base 1 to 1176 and encodes 391 amino acids. The transcript has 2 exons. NCBI's taxonomy places the organism in Eukaryota, Fungi, Ascomycota, Eurotiomycetes, Eurotiales, Aspergillaceae. Gene Ontology annotation, molecular function: lyase activity. The record is from RefSeq and is a predicted model, not a curated record.
AUGCAUGUCAUCCCUUCAUUUCUCGCAUUGGCAACCGUUGCGACAGCUUUCGUUCAUCCGGGAGCCCUCCACACUGCGCAGGACUUCGAACGCAUCAACACCCACGUGGUAAACGGAGACGAACCUUGGAAUACCACCUGGACACUCCUGACCCAAAGCGAGUACGCUCAGUCAACAUACCAGCCUGGACCCAAAGAGACAGUAUACCGCGGCUCUGAUGGCGUCCACUCCGAGAACUACCCCAGCCUCUACCGCGACGCCGCAGCCGCAUACCAGCUCGCCAUCCGCUGGAGAAUUUCAAACGACACAAGCUACGCCGACGCAGCAAUCAACAUCCUCAGCUCGUGGGCAGCAACCCUGACCGAAAUCGGCGGAAGCAGCGACAAGUUCCUCGCGUCGGGACUAUAUGGAUACCAGAUGGCGAAUGCGGCCGAGCUCAUGACGGACUAUUCCGGCUGGGACAGUGACAACAAGACAGCGACAGCUACCAUGCUGACGAAUGUCUUUGCGUCCAUGAAUGAGCUGUUUCUGCAAGAUCAUAAUGGUCAGGACUACUACCAUUACUAUGCGAACUGGGACCAGUGCAAUCUUGCCUCGCUCAUCGCGAUUGGGAUCUUUACCGACAACCAGACCAUGUAUGACAAUGCCGUGAGCUAUGUGCGUACUGGUCCUUCGAAUGGCGCGUUGCCCGUUUUCGCCAUUGCCAACUACACCGAGUCUGAACCCGACAAAGUCUUGACACAGGGCCAGGAGGCGGGGCGUGAUCAGGGCCAUUCCACCUUGGAUGCUGUCCUUCUGGGUGUUAUUGCGCAGCAGGCGUAUAACCAGGGAGAUGAUCUAUUUGCCGAGUAUGGUAAUGAGAUCUUGAAUUCUGCGGAGUAUGUUGGAAAGUAUAACGUCGGCCAGGAUGUUCCCUACACAGCAUACAACAGCUACCAAGGGAACCAGACCGUGAUUUCCAACAGCUCGCGUGGAACAGUGCGUCCCGGAUUCGAAUUGUUGUCUGCUCAUUAUGGCCAGCUGAAGGGCCUGGACUCUUCAUGGAGUGAUGCCUAUCGUGACUGGGUCAACACCAACUCUACAAGUGGUGUUGAGGGUGGUGGUGGCAACUAUGGUUCUACUUCGGGCGGUUUUGACGGCCUCGGAUUUGGAACUUUGUUGUAUCGGAUUUCCUAA